GAGAAGGUUUUAUAUUGCCUAGUCCGUGUUAAUAUACAGUGAAAAUAGGUAUGAAUGAGUGUAUUAUUAGGUACAAUAUUAGAUAAUUAAUUCUCAGCUGGUCGUAGCCCGUGGCGAUAAUAAAUUGUGUGCAAAACACAAAUAGAAAGCAGCUCCAUACAAUGGUCCGAUGUCCCACCCUCUGAGGGCAUUGCACGGCCACUGAUAUUCCCCCAGCAGUGUGCACCGAGGCGUACCGAUGCAUUUUUGGAUAGACAAACGCAGCCAGUGUGCCUACACCGGCCGCCAUCGCGUUCCAUCUUCCCUUUCUGCUGGGCGAGCGCGGGGUCGCGUGUGUGCGAGCGGGGGCGGGGGCGCGGGCCGCAAGGGCAUGGCGGCGCCCGUGCACCGCUUCGCCGCCGUCGACUGCCCGCCGCGCCGCCCGCACCGCUCCCACCGACAUGCCGGGCCUCCACCGAUGCCGGCAGUCCACGCGACGCGGCGGCAAAAUGACGAGCCGAGCUUGUACGUGGAGAUACCAGCCGAGCCCCCGCAGCCGACCAUCGCCAGUCUGGCAGCCGCCCGCUCCGUGACCCCCGACACCUUACUGCGCACCGCAGCCCUAGGCCUCCACCACUCGCCCAUGAUGGCUCCGCACCUCAAGUUCGGGAUGCUGGUCUCCUUCGCACUGGCUACUGUCUUCCUAGCCGGGGCGAAGUACUACUUUGAUCGGCAGGUGAGCGUGAUCCGUUCUGGCGGCGGGUCGGGGUCGGGCGGCGAGGCGAGCGUGGUGUGCGCGGCCGUGGCGUGCGUGUGCGGCGUGGGCUGCGCGCUGUCGCUGUGCCGCGCGCGCCCGCCGCCGCCGCUGCCGCCCGACCGCGUCUCCUCCACCGCGCAGCGCGACCGACACCCUCCACCAUCAGAACCAUCAGACGACAUAUCGCUGGCGACCCUUCUACAAUCCUCCGAGCGCUCGCAGCCAGUGACCGAGUCCCCUGAGGCGCCGCCCCCGUACAAGAUCGCAGUCCUGAUGCCCGGCCGCGACGCUAGCCCUCCGCCCCCUGCAUACAGCUCGCUCAGCUAGCUAGCGGCACCCGUGAGCCAGGAAUUCAUCAUAUAGACUGUGCAUGAGGGUAAGGUUAUAACUCAAUAGUUUAAAAAAGCACCAAUAAUUUAUAUAAACUUUUUACAGAAAUAAAAAUGUUUUAAAUUUUGCUUAAACAUUGGCAACACUGAACUUUUGUUUCAAAGUGUUGCCAGUUUAUUGUAGCUUUUUGAAAAUAAUGUGAUGUUUUGGUGAUACAGCUCAUUUUUGUCGUGAAAGCUUGGUAGUGGUUAUAUACCACCAUUUGAUAAAUUAAAUCAAUUUUAAGUGGCUUCCAUCGUUAUUAUAUUGUAUAAAUAUGAAGCCAAAUUUUGUCGUAAGUUCAGCAUAAAUUGCUCGGAUUGUUGAAUAUUAUAGGUGCAGUAUUUUGCAUUACAUGCUUGCAAAGUUUAGCAAUUUUAGAGUAAAGUGACCCUAACCUUACCCUAGUCUAUAUGUGAACGACAAAAUAUCCUGACUCACGAGUAUCACCAUAUACUAAUAUCACUGAAAUGAUCUUAAUACCUUCACGAUCACCUUUCGAAGUUCCCACCUUUUGCUAAGAUUCCAAUGUCCUUCCCUUUCUGAAUAAUGUUUAAAUUUUAGCACUGUGCAAUAACUAUAUGCAAGAAAUGAAAAGUUCUUUAUGUUUUUUUUGGAAAUGGCAACUUGUGUUUUGUAAGGCCCAGUACUUAAUAUUCAUGUCUUGCCAGUGUAAAAUAAACUGUAAUGUUAGCAGCUAUUUAUUUUUGAUGUCCAUAAAUAUCUUCUAUCUCUAUCUUCUUUCCCUGUUAGAAAGUAAGAGUAAACAUUUUAGUUUAGUCUGUGUCCAAUUAAAAUAUAGUUUCAAAGAUUUUAUGGGGAAUUUUAACAUUUAUUCUUAAGUAAGUUGGUCCUUAGAUAAUAAUUGUUGUUAUGAAAUUGGUACGAAAAAAGGGUAUGCGAAGCAAACUAUAUAGCCUUGCUUACUUCGCUGACAUAGGACGUAAGGUAGGAUAAAGAAAUAAUCUUAAAAUUCUCCAUAGAAUCACUUGGUUUACGACCAAAGAUCGAUGUUUAAGCCGUAAGUAUAUGUAUGUAUGUUAUAUGUUAAAAGCCUGACGGAAUAAGCUCUCUGCCGUAAUAGAUCUCGUAACUCAUUACAUAGUGUAGGACUUAUCAACUAUAAGUCGAUUUUAAAAUGUAAAUAACAAUAAAUGCGGUGUUCAAUAAUCGGCAGAAAUAUUGAAGAUAUUUUUAGAAUUGUCUCGAAACUAGUUUUGUAUGCCAUAUAACGAUAGAGAGAUAAUCUUAAACCCCAUUUUACUCUGUACAUGUUAGUAUAGUAUAGUUUAGUAUGUCUGUUUAUAUGUGCUCAUGUAAAUGCCUAGCGAUGUCUGAGUGUUACACCCAAUCUUGUGACUACGGCUAUACUUUUAAUAUUACCAAAUACUGUUAAAUCCUGCCAAUUUAUUCAGAUUGCUUGUAAACUUCAGACAUCUACUUUCAAUCAUUACAAUUUCAAUAGCACUUCAGUGCACUGCCAACUUAAAAUUGCUGAUAAGGGUUGCCAGAAACGGCAGUCAAGUUGCCAGAUUAAAAAAAUAUAUACGAUUGGUAGUUUUUUCGGAAAUUUUCAUGCACUUUUAAUAGGAUCUGUUCGGACACAUUUUAAUACAUUUUUUACAUUAGAAUGCUGAAUUCAAAUUAAAGGUCUGGCAACCCGUACUAAUUUAAAAUCGGCAGGACUUAUUAUAGUAUAAAUAAUGUGGCGAAUUGAUUACAUUGUAGCGGUGUUGUACUUCUUGUAUAUUUUGAUAUUAUUUGUUUAUUUAUAAUAAUAAAUUGCAUGGAGACCAGAAACUAUUUGACUGAGGUAGCGACGCACAAUGGGACGUAAUCGUUUGGGGUUCUGGUUCUCUAAAAAGAUUUUUAAAUAAUUUUGGGUAAAUUGAAAACUUUACACUAGGAUUUUCUCCUGUGUCGUGGGUGUGUUUACAGACAUACAAUUUCUCAUGCAUAUGUAUAUAAUAUUUAUAUAAAGGUUAGAAGGCAAUGUUGCUGAAUUAAUAAAAAAUAUAUAAGACUUUUAAAACAUUACCUGCUAUUAAGUUAAAUUAUUCGUAUUGACUUUAAAAUUCAAAGAUAUAAAGAAGUACAUCACCGUAGUAAUAAAGUUAAAAUAAUAAUGAAUAAUAACGUUAAGUAAGUCUAGUCAUUCGUUAGUUAUAAUAAAUGUGAUGUUAUUUAGUUGGACGUUAUACUAUGUUGGCGGUUGCAAUUAUUUUACAUUCGAGUAUCCUUUUUAUAGAAAAGGAGGUCAGUUCGUCUUUUAUAACAGACGCUUCGUUAUUAAAGAUUGUAUAUCUGUGA
This is a messenger RNA of Spodoptera frugiperda (fall armyworm), 3415 nucleotides long. RefSeq lists its product as uncharacterized. The coding region runs from base 239 to 1063 and encodes 274 amino acids. The transcript is spliced from 6 exons. Lineage: Eukaryota; Metazoa; Arthropoda; Insecta; Lepidoptera; Noctuidae. The record is from RefSeq and is a predicted model, not a curated record.